AUGACAAGGAUGACAGCAAACAAUUUGACUACUUGUUUCUUUUUUGGAGAUGGAACGGCUGAAGAUAUCUGCAUUACGAAGAAAAAAAAAAAAUCAACUUUGACUGCUUUCCUCUUCUUUUAUUCACCUUCUUUUCACUUUCAACAGAAAUCAGGUUGUCCUUACAAUGGAGCCAGACCUAUGCGCAACAACACACUUUCCAAUAGAAACGUCAGACCAGCAACAACCACUCGUUCCAGCAACAACACUUUAACCGUCGCAAAUCUGCAUUUUAACGUGACUGAAAAGGACCUUUAUGAUCUUUUUGGUCAAAUUGGUCCUUUGAAACGUGCCUUCCUCCAUAUAGCCCCCAACGGUAAAUCUUCUGGUGUUGCUGAUGUCGUGUUUGUUCAUGGUAAAGAUGCUGAAAGAGCUCGUAAUACAUACAAUAACGUGGAAUUAGAUGGUCGACCCAUGCGUAUUACAUUCGCCAACGUCGUUGCCUCUGCUCCCGUUAGUCUCAACAACAACAACAACAACAACAACACUGGUAGACGUACAAAUCUUCGUGGUGGUAAUACUCGUGGUCGUGGUGGUCCUCGUAGAAGAGAUAACCGUCCCAAGCCCAGUGAAGAUCAGUUAGAUGCUGAUAUGGAUAGUUACAUGAACAAUAAUAAAAAACUCAUUGAGGAAUUCCAAAAGAAGAUCUCUCCAGAGUACCUGAACAAUGAAAAGUUUAAACCUGUCCCCAAUCCGCUCUUCCACCUUUCACCUCUUACUUCACCCACGUCUUCUACCGACAGUAUCUCACUUGGCAAAUCAGAGAAUUCCGUUGAAGCCGGAAAUAAGCCGACGCCUGCCCAAUUACAAGGCUUUGCAGCUGAGAAAUAUGUGCCUAGUCCUGGCUAUGCUCAUUUAGAUCCAUCAAAAUCAGCCAAUGCCCAUUCAGCCUUUGAACAUCUGCAACGGGUGAUUGAAGCAUCUACCCCACUCAAACACCAGCCAAUGCCAAGGACAAGGCCUCACGUACAACAACAAACUCUGAAAGCAUCGUCUGAACCACCUAGAAAUCAAUCUGUUACUAUGCCUCAUGCUACCUCUAACAAACCUUUCGAAAUAGUAAUACCACAACAACAACAACAACAACAACAAAAACUUCAAACUCAACAACAGCAACAGAUUCAUCCUCCACCACAAAAGCAUUCAACUCAACAACAACAACAACAACAACAACAACGCCCACGAGAUGUAUCUGCCAAACAGAAACCAUCAGCACGUCCAGAUCGCUUAAUAGAUGGCGCUCCAGUAUUGGAGUUUUGUAGAGCGUUAUGGAGUUACAAUGCACAGAUUCCUUCUGAACUCACCUUUAAAGCAAACGAUACUUUGGCAAUCAUCAAUAAGCAACCGGAUGGCUGGUGGUAUGCUGAACUUGUGGAUCCUUCGAAUACAGUCAAAAAGAGACGCGGUCUUGUUCCAGGCAACUACAUGACACCGGUUAAAUAGGGCCUCCCAUUUCCUCGUCUUUUUUUAUACAUUACACAUAUGUUUAUCCGAUUAUUUAUAAGUCAGUUCUCGCGCGUUCUUGACUUGAUCCAUUUCCACAUCUUUACUACGCCUUCCUAAUGCUUUACUUUUUUG
Mycotypha africana is the source of this 1617-nucleotide messenger RNA. RefSeq lists its product as uncharacterized. The coding region runs from base 1 to 1482 and encodes 493 amino acids. Gene Ontology annotation, molecular function: protein binding; mRNA binding. Gene Ontology annotation, cellular component: nucleus. The transcript has 7 exons. Gene Ontology annotation, biological process: mRNA export from nucleus. NCBI's taxonomy places the organism in Eukaryota, Fungi, Mucoromycota, Mucoromycetes, Mucorales, Mycotyphaceae. The record is from RefSeq and is a predicted model, not a curated record.